This is a messenger RNA of Gasterosteus aculeatus aculeatus (three-spined stickleback), 4025 nucleotides long. Its product is annotated as suppressor of cytokine signaling 7. The record is from RefSeq and is a predicted model, not a curated record. Gene Ontology annotation, cellular component: phosphatidylinositol 3-kinase complex. Gene Ontology annotation, biological process: intracellular signal transduction; phosphatidylinositol phosphate biosynthetic process. Gene Ontology annotation, molecular function: 1-phosphatidylinositol-3-kinase regulator activity. Lineage: Eukaryota; Metazoa; Chordata; Actinopteri; Perciformes; Gasterosteidae.
CCUGCGGUAGUGACCGAGUCUUGUACCACCGACCAGACCAGUUAAUCGAUCAGCGCUGAUCGAUUACUUCUCAUCGCCGAGGAUGAGUCGGUAGGAAGCUAACCGCAACGGGUAUGUUAAUACCCGGGUGGGUAUUAACAUCUCUCCGUGUCCGCGGAGUCUCCACCGUCACCAACCGAUGCGUGGCUGUGGGUGUUCCGUCGGUCAGCCCGGUUAGCUUAGCAUGGAGGAGCUAGUUGUCUUUAGCUCGGCAUCGGUGUAUUUAUAUCGCUCUUAUGUGAAAGCGCAGCUCGCUUAGCUAGCUACAGCUAGCUCUGUAGCCGUUAGCUUAGCUGGAUACAAUUCGCUCUGUAGCCGUUAGUUGCCGUUAGCUUAGCUGGCUACAAUUAGCUCUGUAGCCGUUAGCUUAGCUGGAUACAAUUUGCUCUGUAGCCGUUAGUUGCCGUUAGCUUAGCUGGAUACAAUUUGCUCUGUAGCCGUUAGUUGCCGUUAGCUUAGCUGGCUACAGUUGGCUCUGUAGCCGUUAGUUGCCGUUAGCUUAGCUGGCUACAGUUAGCUCUGUAGCCGUUAGCUUAGCUGCCGUCAGCUGUCAGGAUGAAUGACGCGGGACAAGAAAUGUCUCCGGACUUCGUCUUCAUGCGUCUCGUGUCCGCGGCGGAGUACGACCGACUGCUACAGCCGGACCACCGGAUGUCGGGGAGCGGCGGCCGCGGGCCCGUUAAAGCUGCAGCGGGUCGGUUUGAGAGGGGCCCCAGCGGCCCCCCGCCGGACCUCGGCUCGGCAUCCCCGCGUUACAGCUCUCCUCUCCCCGGGAAAGGUGAGCUGGCCGGCGGGCUGGUGAUGACGCAGGCCUCGCAGUCUCCGGAGGACUUCGCCGUGGCGGCGCAGCGGUUCGUGGACUAUCCGGUUCAUCCCGGGUCCGGAGGGCAGCUGAUGGUGUUUAAGAACCUGCUGCGGUUCGGAGAUCAGAUUCCGGAGACCCAGGGGGAGAGACCGCAUCUAGACUCUGGAUCCGCUGCCGGCAGCACUACAGCUGGUCCCGGACCUGGAGGUGGGAAGGACCGGAGCUUUUACUGCGUUCCCUCUGCAGAGGAGAACCUGCAGCCGCCGGUCCUCCAAUGGCACCCUGUCCUGGGAUUAUCCAAGGGGUCCCCGACCUCCCAGCUGGACGACCUGGCUAUGGACCCUGAGUCCGGGGCGGUCCUCCGACACCGCCUGGCUAAGUGGCCCCCGGGCCUGCUAAAGCCCAGUAGGGACUACUGCUCCGGGGAAGAUGACCCGGUUCUGACCGUAGCACGGAGGCUGGAUCAGCUGGGUGAGGGGGCCGAGGAAGGAGGGGGUUUGGCAGGUGAGACGGCGCUGCCGCUCUCCCAGUGCUCUUGUCACAGUUUCCUGUCCGGGAGGUCGGGGGUCACUGGGCCUUCCGAGAAUCCGAGUGAGACCAGUGACGCCUUGCUGGUUCUAGAAGGUCUGGAUUUUGAGGGUCCAGGGGGAGGAGGGGACUCUUGGAAGGGGGAUAGGGUGGGGGGAGUCCUGGGGGGGGACGGGCCUGUGUUCUCCAGUGGGACCCUGAGCGGUCUGAUGCAGCAGGUCCACAGACUGGCGCAGGAGGCGGGUCUGUGCACCAACCAGCACUGCCAGUCAUCCCUGGUGAACCUCGGUGCCACAGUUCCCACCCCCUGCAAUGCAGACUCCCACCCCAGCAUCCGGUACCAGUCCAGCUCCCAGAGCUGUGCCACCACCCCAAAACUUGGUGGGGCCUUGGGGGUGACUGGGUGGCCCUCCUCCCCCCUGGUGGUCCUGGAGGAAGGGUUCGGAGGUGAGGAGCAGACGCAGCAGAGAAAGUCCAAGAAGGGGGGCUCCCUGAAGGCCCGACUUAGUAAGCUGUUCAGAACCAGGAGCUCGGGAGGAGGGGGGGACAGGAGGCCCUCCUUGGCUUCUUCAAACUCGUCAGGGGGAAGUCUCCUGGACGUGUGGGGGUCCAUCUCCAGCAACAAGGAGUCCGACGGCAGCAGGCUUCAGAUCUCCAAACCUCACCGUGACUUUACACCUGCUUUCACUGGUGACACGGUGUCUCUGGUUGAUGUGGAUAUUUCUUGGAAGGGGUUGAGCUUUGUUCACCCUCCCACAUCCCUCCGCCCUCCCAGGCGGAGCCUCAGUCUGCUUGAUGACUUUGGUGGUCCGUUAACGGGCGUGUCCAUGCAGUCCCUGCCCCCCCUACCGGUGGAUCUGCCCCCAUCUCUCAGCAGCAUCCAACACAGCCUGAGCCUCAACGACACCUUCAUGAGGGCUCUGCCAAGGCUGGUCCCCCAACGUCCCGGCACCCCUCCCAGACUGGGCGCCCCCUGUCCCCUGGGUCCACCCGACAGCUUUGCCUCCAGCCUCAGAGAGCUUGAGAAGUGGGGCUGGUACUGGGGUCCUAUGAACUGGGAAGAUGCGGAGCUGAAGCUGAGAGGGAAACCAGACGGGUCGUUUCUGGUUCGGGACUCUUCAGACCCAAAAUACAUCCUGAGCCUGAGCUUCAGGUCCCAGAAGGUCACACACCACACCCGCAUGGAGCACUACCGAGGGACAUUCAGUCUGUGGUGUCAUCCUAAGCUGGAGGACCGCUGUCUCUCUGUGGUGGAGUUCAUAGAGAGAGCCAUCAUGUACUCCAAGAACGGGAAGUUCCUCUACUUCCUGCGCUCCAGAGUCCCCGGUCUUCCCCCGACCCCGGUCCAACUCCUAUAUCCAGUCUCGAGGUUCAGCAGCGUUAAAACGCUUCAGCAUCUCUGUCGCUUCUGCAUCAGACAGCUGGUCCGGAUAGACCACAUCCAGGAGCUGCCCAUGCCUAUGCCUCUGAUCGCCUACCUGGGGAAGUUUUAUUACUACGACUCUGAGGAGGAGGUGAGCCCGUCCCUGAAGGAGAGAGGACUGGAAACCCAGGGGUGCCUGGUCCAGCAGGUCCAACCUGUGGUCCAGCCUGUCCACCACGGGCUCCAUUCUAACACGUAGCCGUGGAGCCUCAGAUACAGUGGAUGAAUUCUUUUCGUUGUUUUUAAACUGGAAAUACUCAAUCAGCUGACUGAAGGACUGUGAACCAAUAAGCGGCCUCCACUCGGUCGUAUCCGGGCGGCUUUCAUCUAGUAGUCACUCGGUGGAUGUGGGGACUCCGCCUCUCUCGUGAUGUCAUUGCGGGGCAGCUGGACUAUUGUUGGCAUCACUGUCAGCGAAGCGUUUGGAUCCAGACAGGAAACUCAACCCUGAAGUUCAGUCUUCUCAACUCGAGGUCUCCUGACCGAUUGUCCUGGAGCUCUCAUGGAUCUUCAUCACCAUCUUUACAGUACUAAGCUGCUAGCACGUUAGCUAUAUGCUAACGCUCAUCAGUUUCCUGUUUAUCUCAGUAUCAGGGUUUCAGGUAGCGCGCUAGUUAGCUCAGUGGCUAACUGCCGAUGCAACCACAUUACAAGCUACGAUAGCUUCUCUCGUCCAAUCGGCGGUCUGCUCUGUUCUGAUUGGUCAGCAGCACAAAUUCAAGUCCGAUCUCUGUGGAUCUGAAGAGGAGCUUCUUCUAACUGAUGGGACUUCCUCCGUUAGGGAGUGUGUUCGCUCACUGUGAUGUCAUCGAGACAGAGACUACGUGUAGGAAUGUACGUGUUUAUUAAACACCAGGGAUCCGUAUCUACGUCUUUAUAGUGAGUCAGUGCAGCGGUUACGCACUGCGAGUAUUCCUGUAUAGAAUCGGUGAAUACUGUGAGACCUGUGUGGAUGUAGCAGACUGAUCAUGGUGAAACAGUCCUUGACCUUUAUGAACAAACAUGAGGCUUAAAGCAGCAGGUUGGCUGUUCAUUGGUCAGUGGAUACCGUUUUAUUUAGUCCACUGGAGAUAAUAUACACAUGGUAAACAAUUACAUCAUUUCUCUUGACAUUAUCGUAUAACUUCAAAGUCAGGCUGUCAAUAAAUGAACUAAUCAUUCCUAUUUAAGGUUUUUUUUGUAAACACUUAUAAACUUAUAAAAGUAUCAAUUAAACAAGUGUCUAAAAUA